UUGUAGUGUCAAGAAUGAAAAUAAAAGCUCCUCCGUUACUCAUGCGUUCACUGUGCUACCUCAGGUGUCUUGGACACAGGCGCUGCGAACAAUAGUGAAGAACUGCUACAAGCAGCACGGCCGUGAGGACUUGUUGUACGCUUUCGAGGACCAGCAAGUAACUCCAGUCACCACCACCCAGCACCACCUGACCGCGGCCCAGAGCAUAGCUCACCUGGUGCCGUCACAGACCGUCGUCCAGACCGUCAGCAACCCCGACGGAACCGUCUCGCUCAUCCAGGUCGGGACAGGACACACGGUUGCAACACUAGCAGACGCCUCAGAACUGCCCGGUGUGACAGUGGCACAGGUUAACUACUCGGCUGUGACUGAUGGGGAGGUGGACCAGAACUGGGCCACGCUCCAGGGCGGAGAGAUGACGAUCCAAACGACUCAGGCAUCAGAGGCGACGCAGGCUGUGGCCUCACUCGCUGAGGCUGCGGUCGCUGCCAGUCACGAGAUCCAGCCUGGAGCCACGGUCACCAUGGCUCUCAACAG
Molecule: messenger RNA, 537 nt
Organism: Austrofundulus limnaeus
Lineage: Eukaryota; Metazoa; Chordata; Actinopteri; Cyprinodontiformes; Rivulidae
Product: nuclear respiratory factor 1
Biological process (GO): regulation of transcription by RNA polymerase II
Molecular function (GO): DNA-binding transcription factor activity
Source: RefSeq, a predicted model, not a curated record